UUUUUAUUUAACGCCAGUUAGUUGAGUCCCGCCUUCUUCAACAUUUUAGGCAUUUAGACACAUUCUGAUCGGUGCAAGCUUUCCAAAAUGCGGAAGAACCAAAUGAGCUAGAUCCGAUCUCAUUUCUCCAUCACGACCUCCAGAGACCAUGGAUUACAGGAUGUUUCCACCGUCAGUAAGUCGGAACAACCACCAAGCAGCUAGAUAUCGAUCUUAUUUCUCCAUCGGCACUUAUUGAGACGGUCGAUUAUAUGGAUAUAACCACCGCCAGCAAGUCAGAAAAAACCAUCAGGCAGCUAGAUCCGCAUCUCACUGGUUGCACUCUUCGCCACAGCUCCAAACAAUGAUAAGCAGCAGAUUGUAUCCUUCCAUGUUUGAUGAAUUGUGUCAGCUCGUGUGUGAAGAUCCAUUAACAUAAUUGUCUAUUGCACUUAUUGUCUGAGUUUGCCUAUACUCCCCAGCUGAAGUUAACAAUGUCAGGAACAGAUAGAACUGCACAACCAAGCAACGCAGUGUACCCAAAGGAGAAAUGGGUCCCACUGUACGACAACAACUUCCAACUGGACCUAAAGCUGUUCAAAUGCCAGGAUCCAGUAAUAUUAUCAAUCCUACAGAAGCAUUACCUCUGGUCUGCAUUUAAUGAAGCCAAACCAGUGCCAGAGGUGUAUCUACAACAGUUCUGGGGCCUGAUGCACACAGCCUCAGAGAAGGACAGGUCGAAAAUAAUGACCAAACUGAAUGACGUGCGAGUGGUGCUGACACCAUCAACAAUCAGGGAGACACUGAAGCUCCCAGUGCUCAAACACUACGCACCACUCCCCUCAAACGAAGAGCUGAUAAAGGGGAUGAAGGAUCUAGGCUAUGACAGUCCGCUGCCCUUGCUGUCAAAUUUCACUAUCUCCAACCUGCCCCACCCAUGGAAGAGUCUGUUCGGCCUUGUGAACAAGUGCCUAUCUCCAAAGCACGCCGGACAUGACAAGUGCAACAAGCAGAUCCUACAAAUCUUCCAUGGGAUCGCGUUUGACAAACAGUAUGAUAUGGCCCAGCUCUUCUGGACAGAGCUGAUGGAUCAGGUCAAAAUGAAGGAGAAUCAUAAGGGCAACACAAUUCCUUACGCUCGGUGGCUGGCGCUGAUCAUCCACGACAUUAUGGAAGCCACCCCGACAAUGCCAAAGCGUAAGGAGGACAAGCAUUUCACUGCGCCCAAGCUCAAGUACUUUCAGAGAGACAGCAAUAAAGCUGAAGCACUGCCUAUUCCGGACUCCCUGCUUGACCUAGCAAACCCAAGGGAUAAGGCAGUCAUUGACUACAAAGAGUCGUUGAAGAGAACGGUUCCUAUGGUUUAGCAAAACCCAGCUGGACCUUCCCCGGGAACCAAGCCGAGAGCGAGUGAGGGUAAGAAUAAGAGAGCCCCGCCACAGAAACCAGUGGCAACCCGGCCUAAUGAUGAUCAGUCUGGUAACUCUUCCGAGAGGACCCAGACUGCUGAGGGCCACCCUAUCAAUGCUGAGGACACUGCCGAUGAACCAUCAAGCCAGGCCCCUUCUAAUAAGGCUGGUGGUGAGGCCUCCGAUAGCAUGGCCAAGGGAAAGGAGAGGAAUGAUGAUGAUGAUGAUGCAGAUGAUGAUGAUGAUGACAUGGAGGGAGUCCUGAUCAGCAACAGGAAAAGAGCCGGAAAGAGAGCCAUUCCGAUAGACUCCGACUCCUCAUCGGACAAUGAAGAGGCUGCUCACAUGUCCCGACCACUUAAGGGCAUUGUCAUCAGUGAGCAGCACUCCAAACACAACAGCGACAAAUCUGCAUCAUCACAGCCUAAGAAGAGGCUCAGAAAGAAAAGUGCAGUGGAGGAGGAGCUGGCACUAUACGAUGACUGCGACACCUUUGUCACCAUAGACCGAACCACGCCCCUAGGAGCAGGAGCUGACUUUGUCAGUUCCCGGGUAGAAGUCGCAGCAUCUGGUUCAACUGCGCAUGCACAGCCAUCUCCCAUCCACUCUCCAGCCUCUCAACAGGCUGGAGUUUCAAUAACUCAAGGGGAAUUCAUACCGACCUCACUGGUUCCUUCCGAAUCAGUUGAGAGACUUAGUGGUCAACAGCCCCGGACCACUACCCCCAUUCGUUCUAUCACAUCGAGUCUAGGUGUCACCAUUCCUACAUUUUUGAAUUUUUCUAGGACACCUACACUAUUCACUACACAUACAGGUGCACUCACCCUGAAUGCAACGACCGGAGUGCAAACUAUGAUGGUCGGAAGCCCUGCUAUGCCAACAAUGCCUCAAUCAUUGAACGCAGGCCACACAUCAGCUAUCUUCACUGAUGCUGUGACAACAGUUACAACCCCUGUAACUGGUGCCAUUAUCCCCGAAGACAUCCUCGUAUAUCUGAACAGCUUUCUAGAGUCUACCAUUAAGCCAUGGGUGCAUGAAGCAAUAACCGCUAAUGCACAAGACUCUGGAAGUACCCCAGUUGUUCAGAAUAUACCAUCCAAACCCCAGACAACACAGCCCCCAACCAUUUCCAUACCUGUUUCCAAACCCUUAGCCAUAGAAAACCAACAACCAUCCACAUCAAGGGGAACCCAGGAUACAGAACUAGUAUUCUCCCCUACAACGACCAAACCCAACCUAACAAUUGUACCCUUCGAGGAUCUUGUAGCUGAGAUCUACGACCGUAUACUAGACGUGGAAGAAGGCAACCUCACCCCUCUUCAAAAAGCCCUUCUCCAUGCUCUAGAUACACAGAACACAUGCCGUGACAGUCUCCGUGGCGCUAAACGUUCACAUGAGGAUCCUGAUGAUUCGGAUUCUCAUGAGGGGGAGAACAAGCGCCCGCGGAUACUUGAGCAUGUUGCUUCUACUAGCCAACCCUCAAAGCCAAAUCAACCCUCCACUUCUACCAAUGAGCAACCCACUACUUCAGCCAGCCAUAAAUCCCUAGCCACUCUCUCUAGCAUGGUCGAGCUAGACAUAACAUCCCGAGGUGCAUCUCCUAUAGAUGUUAACUAAGGACGGAAUGGAAGUCCUGAUGAUGCUACCAUGAGUACAUCUUCCUACUCAGGCCAUCAGUUAGAACCUAGUUCGAAACUGAUGUCAACGGGCAAUCCUGAGGAUCCCGAUGUUUCACUUUCUCAGCCAAGGGAGGAUUGGCCGCAUGUAACGAAGUAUAGAGGUCUGGUCUCUGCGCAAGAGCAUCGUGUUGAGAUAAUUGAGGAUCCCUGCAAGUCUCACCAGGAUCCCGAUGCUACGCCAGACGUGUCGCCACAGCAGCAACAGGCUUCCUCUAGCUACUACAAUGAUCAAAUGCAUGAUGAACUUGAGGAAAUGCUGGUGCAUAACAAAUGGUCUGAACUCUGGACAGAUGUAGAUGAAGCACAGCGAAGAACAUACCUCAGAGAUCUCUUAGUCAACUGUGCUACUGACGUGAUUCUACUUGAUCAAAACGAACUCAAGGAGGGAGAAAACUACGAGACACCACCCAAGGAGCUUGAGUCGAUCAUUAGACAAACAGCGGCUCAAAUGCCCAGAAAUGAGAAGCCCUGGGAAAAGAUCGACAUCAACGCCCCCUUUCAAGAAGAAAUCAGAGAAAACAUCUGGCGAAAAGAGGAUAAGGCCAGAGAACUGGAUGAACUGAAGAUAUGUGGUCUUAACCAUCUACGAGGACAAAACAAGGGCGGACAGCUAUUUCUACUCAGUCAUCACUAUAUGGGACAACAGAGAGAAGUCUGGCAACACGAACUUCAAACUGCCAAAGACCCAGUCUGGGCUAUUCUCAACGUGGGUGAAACAAACUCCCAAGACAUCAAACUCUCUGUCUACCAUCUACAACGGUCUGACGGAACAGAAUUCACGUGUAAGGAAAAUGAUCUCUAUAUGCUAAAAAUGGAUGACAUAUAUCAGAUGUAUCUUGCAUUUCAAGAAAUUCCGGGCACUCGUGACACAACUACACAAAAUGGGCUGGAUGCACUCAAGCGCUUUAUGCUCAGACAAAUCAAAUUCUUUGCCUCUCAUGAUCUUCAGAUGGCGCUUGAAACAAACAUGCCGAAGACAAAUCUCACAAAACCAAAGCUGUAUGGACAAGAACUUGAGGACUUCCCUGAGUAUUACAUUUUUGAUAGACCAAUCACGCUUAUCUAUCUAAAUCAUAAUGGUGAGAAACGUAUGCUAUUCAUUGAUGAAAUCAACAAGUACUGUGACGGAACCCUGAAGAUUGUGAAGGAAAAGCUGCAACCGAUCAGAGAAGCAUUCAAAGAAAGACAGCAACAGUAUGCAGAUGCGACAGAUGCCGAAUUAAAGGAAGCACACAGGAUAGACAGAAUUCUACAGGCUAUCCAGAAACAACUUGAUAAAAGAAAUUCACUCAGGAGCUAUGAGCACGCGCUAAACCUCAGAAAGAACUAUUACAAAGCUCAGAAGUGAAGAAACCCAGCAAGACGGCACUUGACCACUGAUAAGUCCAUUUUUGUACUUAUUUUUCUUAUCAAAUUUAAGCGAUUUUUGAAUGAAAAUAGAAAGAAAAGACACAUUUUAUAUAUUUUGGUUCAAGUUUCAUGAAAUCAGGUAAAAAUCACAUCCAUAAUAUGUUUAGCGGGAUUUCGGGUCAAUUGAGCACAAAAUGAGUCAAUUUGAGUGACAAAUACAUUUAUACCGGAAAAAGCAAGCAUUUUAUCAAGGUGAUUCAGAAGACAAAAAUGAAGAGCAGGAAAAGCCGCAUCUGCCAGACAAAAGUGGCAGAAGGCGCCCAAAUAGGCGCCCAAAAUGGAGGCCUUCGCGGCCGCCUACGGGAAAAAUCAGAAGUCAACCUCGCUUUGACUCGAGACCAGAAAAAGACCGAAGGCUGCCGACACUGGGCAGAAGGCGGCCGCCUACGGUGGCCGCCUGCGGCACAAGGGGACAAAACCAACCACCGGUCGGCCAGACAGGACGGCAGGCGGCCAGACAGGACGGCAGGCGGCCGCCUGUUGGACCGCCUGCGGCGGCCGGGAUCCGCCGGGAUCCGCCGGGAUCCGAUCUGCCAACGAAAAGACGGCAGGCGGCCAUUUGUGACGGAAGGCGGCCGCCCUCUGUGGCCGCCUACGGCUGACGAGACCGGCCACGAUCCGCUGUCGGCGAUGGGACGGAAGGCGGCCAAAAUGAGACCAAAGGCGGCCGCCUGGUUGGCCGCCUACGGAAGGCGGCCAGAUUCCGACGGAAGGCGGCCGCCGUCUUGGGCGCCUUCGGUGAAAUUUCUGCUAUAAAUAGCAGGCUUUUUCCCCAUCUCAAACACACCAAUUUCAAGCCCAAAUCAGAUCAAAAAGGGCGUCUUCUUCCUCCUCAAAGCUCGGAUUUCCACCAUUGUUGCACCUUCAACUUCAAUCUUUCAUAUCUUUCUCAUUUUAGCUCCAAAUUGUGAGUUCUUUAUAUGUAUUUUCAUCCUUUCAAUGAGUAGAAUCUGAAUCUGUACUUAGUUUUUUUUAUCUGUGCUUCUAAAAUUUCCAGAAAAUUAUUCAACUAUUUCGCAUUUUCGUCUUAAAUUUGAAUAAAAUAGUUGUUGACAUUAAAUCCAUUCAAAUUAAUUAUAUAGUUUUUUACUAGCCCCAAGGUAGUUAUUUAUCAAAACAAAGUUACUUUUUAUGAAGUAGAAGUAAAUUUUAAUUAAUUCCGGCAUUUAGUGGUUAUUAUUGCAUAAAUUAAAUUAAAUACUCAAAAAAGGAAAAAAAAUUAGUUUCUGUCCUAAUUUCAGUUAAAUUCACAGUAAUAUCACUCCUAGUAUUCAAUAUAAAAUUUAGAACGAAUUUAGAAUAUUUGUAGUUGUUUUUUUGUAUUUUCU
Messenger RNA from Cuscuta epithymum, 5805 nucleotides. The record is from the annotation of a GenBank genome assembly. NCBI's taxonomy places the organism in Eukaryota, Viridiplantae, Streptophyta, Magnoliopsida, Solanales, Convolvulaceae.